Erigeron canadensis is the source of this 573-nucleotide messenger RNA. RefSeq names its product immediate early response 3-interacting protein 1-like. The record is from RefSeq and is a predicted model, not a curated record. The transcript is spliced from 3 exons. NCBI's taxonomy places the organism in Eukaryota, Viridiplantae, Streptophyta, Magnoliopsida, Asterales, Asteraceae. Gene Ontology annotation, cellular component: Golgi membrane; COPII-coated ER to Golgi transport vesicle; endoplasmic reticulum membrane. Gene Ontology annotation, biological process: endoplasmic reticulum to Golgi vesicle-mediated transport. Bases 93 to 326 code for a protein of 77 amino acids.
UCUUCAUCGAUUCGUUCCUUGCUUCCUUUAUACAUACAUCUCUCUUCCGAUUCAACCGUCUUCUGAUCUGCUAAUUCAUUAAAUCAGGAUAUAUGGGUCUCUGGACACUACUUGAGGGGUGUCUACUUAUUGCGAAUGCGCUAGCAAUAUUGAACGAGGACCGCUUUCUUGCACCUAGAGGAUGGAGCUUUCAAGAGUAUUCAGGCGUGAAGAGAAACUCCCUUAAGGGACAAAUCAUUGGUCUCAUUUAUGCAACACAGUACCUGAGAGUUUUGUUGAUAAUAUUCAACUCCCUUUCAAUUGUUGUAAAGCUGGUUUCUGGAUGAUUAUCCUAAAAGAAGAAGUUACUGAAGGCUGAAGACGAUGAUUCUGCUGGCAGAUGAACUUAUGUUAUGUAAUAGCGAUUUGAUUGCUUUAUAUUUUCAUCUAGCUUGGACAUGUUUUUGUAAGUGAAUUAAGCUGUGUUGCGUUUUGUAGCUGUGCUAGUUUUGUAAUUGCCAUAUUAUCAUAUAUUUUGUUACAAGACAAAUUCACAAUUUUGUAUUUCUAUUGAAAACUUCUGAUCAAAACAAA